Messenger RNA from Adineta steineri, 732 nucleotides. The record is from the annotation of a GenBank genome assembly. Lineage: Eukaryota; Metazoa; Rotifera; Eurotatoria; Adinetida; Adinetidae.
AUGAAUAAUGAACCAACCACAAUUCCAAUUGAAACAGUAAAAAAGAAACUUAAAAAAUAUGUCGCAUUAAAAGAACCCGAAAAAGUAAAAGAAUAUCUUCGUAAAUUGCAUCAUGCAUCUGUAACUUCUUCAUUAAUUCAAGAAACGAAAAUCGAUAGUCUUGUUCGUCAACUUGCAUCAGAUAAAACAGCUACUUACAGUUCAUCUGCAAGAAAAUUAUUAAAAAGAUGGCAUCAUCAAAGAUCAUUAUCAAAACCAACAAUAGAAACAAAUAAAAUAACUAUUGAAAAGCAAUCUGAUGAAUUAAGUGAAUCUCAAUCAUUUGAUAAUAAUAAACAACGUAAAGUUCUUUCACUUGCUCAAUAUCUUGAAAAUAAAAAACAUAUUUUAUCAUUAUCAUCAACGAGUAAUACAAAGCAAAAUAAAUUAGCUGAUAGUCAAAUUGAAGUCAUCAAUGCACAAUUUAAAGCUACGACAGAAAAAUUAACUGCUAGUGUGCCUGAUCUUACUAAUACUCUGAAUAAAAAUUUAAUAGAAAUACAGAAAAAAAAUAACAUUCUAAACGAAUUUGUUGUUAAGAAGACAACUCAUGAAGAAUCAAAACAAAAAUUCAUUGAUUUAUGGGCUGAAGAUGAUGAUGAUAAUGAUAGCAAUAUUCAAUCACAAACUACCGAAUCUAAGACAGUGAAUAGUAAUGAUAGUUUUCAUAUUCAAAAACUACGACAGAUAUAG